UUAUUAAAUAAAUACAUGAUAUUAGCAUUUUUAUUACAGGCGCCAUUAUUAGUUUGUGGGAAAGGACCAUUUAGAAAUUUUCUCGAUGACAAUGUGCCGAUUCUAAAAUAUAAAUUUUGGCCGACACUUUGGUGUUUUGAAUCAAGAGCACAAACUGUAUUUGCAAGUUUGCUUCGAUCGCGAUUAUGGACGUAUAUUCAGUACCGCAGAGAAAUCUUGACUCUGGCGGAUGGCGGUGAGGUGGCAUUGGACUGGGCGGAACAUAAUUGUUGCUCCACGUCGCCGAUCGUGAUAAUCUUGCCAGGAUUGACGGGGGCUAGCCAAGCAGAAUAUAUAAAGUGCCUCGUCUAUGCAGCAAAAAAUGUCGGCAUCAAAUGCGUUAUAUUUAAUAAUAGGGGCUUAGGUGGCAUGAAACUAAAGACGCCAAGAUUAUAUUGUGCUUCAAACUGCGAGGAUCUGGCUGAAGUUAUCGAGCACGUAAGGCGACUUCACCCGCACGUGCCCAUCGCUGCAACUGGAAUUUCAAUGGGCGGAUUAAUUCUCGGCAAUUAUUUGGCUCAAUACGGAAAAGCUGCAAUUGGAAAACUGAAAGCCGGAUAUGCCAUUUCCGUACCAUGGAAUGUCUUCGAGGCAACAAAAAGUAUUGAAAAACCUUAUUUGAAUUUAAUGUUAAAUAAACACCUUUGUAGUAAUCUCCGACGGAAUGUGAAGCAUCACUUCAGCGAAGACAAGGAGCAAUUAAAUUUAGAUUUGGAUACCGUACUGAAGAGUCAAACAGUUCGAGAAUUUGAUGAUUAUUUUACAUCAAAGCAUUUUGGAUACAAAGACGUGGAAGAUUAUUAUUCAAACGCAACUCUUCAUAAUAAAUUACAUCGAAUAAAAGUUCCCUUGCUUUGCUUGAGUGCAGCGGAUGAUCCAUUUCAACCUAUAGAAGCAAUACCUUUGCAAAAAGUAGUCGAAACGAAGCACGUGGCGAUGAUUGUGACUUCACGAGGUGGUCACAUCGGCUUUCUGGAAGGCAUUUGGCCAGUGAAAGAAGAACAGUAUAUUGGCAAAAUUUUUUCACAAUUUUUCAAUGCAAUUUUUUCAAAUGAUCAAAAGAGCCUUUAACUUGCUAAUAAUAUUUGGAUUUUUCUCUUUCUGCCUAUUUGGUACGUUCGAAGUAUUAGGGCGUAUCCGUCGCCCGUCAAUCUUUAAUUUAAUUUUUAAACUC
This is a messenger RNA of Ceratosolen solmsi marchali, 1213 nucleotides long. Its product is annotated as abhydrolase domain-containing protein 3-like. Bases 16 to 1110 code for a protein of 364 amino acids. Gene Ontology annotation, biological process: medium-chain fatty acid biosynthetic process; medium-chain fatty acid catabolic process. The record is from RefSeq and is a predicted model, not a curated record. NCBI's taxonomy places the organism in Eukaryota, Metazoa, Arthropoda, Insecta, Hymenoptera, Agaonidae. The transcript has 6 exons. Gene Ontology annotation, molecular function: monoacylglycerol lipase activity; acetylesterase activity.